UUCUCUAAAAUUUGAUUUGGAUAUAAAGAAAUUUCAAACACUGAAAAACACCUUCUUGUUUUAAUGAGCUUUAUACUCUGUAAAUAGACUUGUAUACUAAAACCUUUUCAUAUACUUGUUCAAGUGGGAGACUCUCUCUUUGGGUUUAGAGUCCAUAUUUGCACUCUUUCACCCACCAAUUUUAGAACAACUAGUAAAGGUUGCUGUAUUGAUACUCUAUCGAAGAAAGCAGCGGCAGAGAACAUUGGUCUGUUGAUUCUGAACUGGGUUUUCCAUUUUAGGCCAUUUUGUGCUGCAUUUCAAGCUCUUCAACGAGUUUUUUGAUUUAUCAAAUAAAGCUAAGUUGAAUAAAGUCAUGGAGCAAGAACCAUUUGGUUAUGGGGAGGGAGAAGAAAUUGAUAGAAUAAACUCGGGGGCAAGUCGUCCUAUGGAAUCCCGUAUGUACCAACAUAGGCAUUUUCCAGGUAUGGUGAGACAAAAGGCGUAUAUAUUUGAUGGAAUGGGGAACUAUUAUACUAAGGAAUGGGACCUUACAGAAGGUAUAGGCAAUGAAUUUUGUUGGUACCAUGUUGAACUUCCGAGAGGAAAUCAAAAACUCUCUCAAUCUGCGCAAUACCUUAUUGACGUUCUUUGCCCACCUUUGAAGCUUCAAGACAUUCUUUCACUUGUGAGCAAUGGACCAUUUUGUGGGCAUGUUGAUGGGGCACUUGUAUUUAGAGUUAAUUCACAUGGCCUGCCCUGUAGCAAUUUUACAUUUCGAAUUGCUGCUAGAGUUACACAGAAUUCAGUGAUUACUGUGUCGUCGGGUCGUGUUCCUCGGCUUGGUUUCUCACCUAUGGGUCAUUCUCUGCUUUCUGAGAUUCCUAGUGUGGAGAGUCCCUUGAAUGAUAGAGGUGAGCCAAAGGAAGGAAGUGGGAUUGUAAUAAGGGAACAUGUCCUUGAAUUCUUGUUGACAAUGAAUCAUUCUGAGGAAGCUGAUAAUCCAGUUCCAAGAUCUGUCUCGAAUCUUCUUGUUCACAUUGUUGACACACACAUGGAUCACCUUCAAGACGUUUUGACUAAAAUGGAGAUUGAGCUGGAUUCUGUGGAGCUUGAGUUGGACAAAGGUGGUUUUGCAUUAAAGAAACAAAUGCUGGAUGACAGAAGAUUCCCCAAAAUGCUUCUUAAUUUGCAGCGCCUCCUGCAGGCGAUUGCACAUGGGGAGCAAGUAUUUCCACGGGUCAAAGAAAAGUGUGCUUCAAAAGAUUGGUUUGCUCUUGAAGAUGUUAAUGCUCUAGAAGAGUUAGUUGGCCGGCUUAGGAGAUUGAAAGAUAACGUGGGGUUUAUGGUAAAUCGUGUCACAGCGAUCCAGGCUGGUCUGGAUAGUUGGCAGUCUGAACAAAUAAACAAGAAGCUGUACUAUCUAUCAUUUCUUUCAAUAAUAUUCCUUCCUUUAUCCAUCAUCACUGGAGUCUUUGGAAUGAAUGUGGGUGGAGUUCCAUGGACAGGGCAAAGAGACCCUGAGCUAAAAGAUGGUUUCCGCAAUGUCAUGUUUCUCUGUUUGGCAAUGCUGUUUUUGAUUCUACUAUGCUUCAUUUGCCCGUAUCUGUAUACCCGAUUCCUUGCUUGGCAGAGGAGGAGAGAUAUGAAAAGAAGUUGGUCUUUCAACAAGAAAUCAUUCCUCCGAACAGUCGGUGUUCAAGCUCAAGGAAGAAAUGGAUACCUUAGAAUCUGAAAAUAGAAAUGAAAUGCGUAAUAUCAGAAUGGAAAUUUAUCAUCUCAAUUCUCAAACAAAUUCAGUUUUUCCUGCUUCUUGACUGAUUUAUGGAGAGGUGGAGCUAUUAUGUAAGAGGUUAGUCAAAUCUAUUGUGGAAUUUGUUUAUUUUAACAACUGGAUUGCAGAUUCUUUCAAUUCUUUGAAGUUUCUAUUAAGAGUUUAACAGAUUGUACAGAUUAUGAACUUGUGCAUAAUCUCAAAUAUAUUUUGAGCUUUUUUUGAAGUCAUCGAGGAUAUCCUAUGCACUAGCAAUGUGUAUAAAUAUUGAUACAAAUAUUGAUGUAUUAUUAUGUGAUUGAGUAAUUUUGAAUUAUAGAUAAAUUUUUGUUAUUUA
Molecule: messenger RNA, 2090 nt
Organism: Mangifera indica (mango)
Lineage: Eukaryota; Viridiplantae; Streptophyta; Magnoliopsida; Sapindales; Anacardiaceae
Product: zinc transport protein ZntB-like
Exons: 7
Coding region: 356-1714 (452 amino acids)
Biological process (GO): transmembrane transport; metal ion transport
Cellular component (GO): membrane
Molecular function (GO): metal ion transmembrane transporter activity
Source: RefSeq, a predicted model, not a curated record